AUGGACCCCUCACAGCAAUCUUCAGGCGCUCCGACGCUCUCGCCCGAAGUCAUUGCAUUUGCUGGACGAAUGUACGAUGCUGCCAGAACUGGCGAUGUCGCCGUAUUUGAGCAAGCUCUUCCGGCUGGAUUGCCGGCAAAUAUGACAAACGAAAAGGGAGACACAUUGCUCAUGCUCGCAGCAUAUCACGGACACGCAGAACUUGUUAGACUGCUGAUACAACACGGCGCCGACCCGAAUCGUGUCAACGACAGAGGGCAGAGUCCCCUUGCCGGAGCCGUGUUCAAGAAGGAGGAUGCUGUUAUUGAGGUCCUAGUAGAGGGCGGCGCAGACCCAGAUUACGGAAAACCAACCGCCAUGGAGUGUAUCGCCUUGUUUCAGCAGGAAGAUGUGUGGAAAGCCAAGUUUGAAGCAGCGCCAGGCAGAGGCAAGGGAAAGCCGCCUUCUCCAACUUUAUAA
Molecule: messenger RNA, 459 nt
Organism: Trichoderma atroviride IMI 206040
Lineage: Eukaryota; Fungi; Ascomycota; Sordariomycetes; Hypocreales; Hypocreaceae
Molecular function (GO): protein binding
Source: RefSeq, a predicted model, not a curated record